AUGUCUCAGAUCCAAGAAGGAGUGCGUGCUCGUGUUCACAAUCCUGAUGAUGAGGCGAUUUCAUCCACACAUACAAAGCCACCUCUAAAUGCGUCAUUUGAAAAAGGUAAUGCCAACACGAAGCUCAGAACGUUGAAGGCCAUCACGGAGUCAAUUUAUAUCAAUAACGAAUAUAAUAAGACUGAAAAGAAUGAGAUAAUUGGUAGGAAGCAGCAGCAGAACUAUUUUGCGUAUCUGUUUUAUAAAAUCUUAUUAGUUGGGCUGUUCAUUGUCUACGGUGCAUUCAGAUAUGCACAGUAUCAAUACAAUAGGGUUAAGUUGAGAAUUUAUGACCUUGUCUAUAAUCCAUCAAACACCCCACAGUUGAUUAGACAGGAUGUUUUAAAAUUGGACAAGAUUCCCAAGAGAGUAGCUGCCAUCCUGGAUAUGAAACCUAUAGGUGAUGUUGGCGGGGGGCUUACGGGACUCUUAAAUGAUAGUAGUGAGCUAAUUUGCUGGACUGUCUCUGCAGGCAUUAAACAUCUUACCCUGUAUGAUUUUGACGGUGUCUUACAGAAAAACGUCACCAGUUUCAGGGAAGAAAUUCAUAACAAGUUAUCAAAAUACUACGGUCCUUCCAAUGUACCUAAAUUUGUUGUUAGGAUACCACACUCCAACAGCAUGUAUUUUAAUAGAGACGACUCUGAAAGUGAAGAAAAUAAGAAAGUCGCCAUUGAGAUAUCGUUACUAUCAAACAGAGAUGGUAGAGAAACUAUUGUUGAUUUAACAAAAACUAUGGCUGAUCUUUGUACACAAGGAUCGUUGGACUUAUCUGACGUCACCAUGGACCUUGUAGACUCCGAAUUGACACAAUUAGUAGGUCCGGAACCAGACCUACUGGUGUAUUUCGGCCCAUCUUUAGAUCUACAAGGCUUCCCACCAUGGCAUAUCCGUCUCACAGAAUUCUACUGGGAACCUGACAACACUGAAGUCACAUACUCCGUGUUCAUCAGAGCAUUGAAGAAAUUUUCCAGUUGCAAGAUGAACGUAGGGAAGUAA
Messenger RNA from Kazachstania africana CBS 2517, 1038 nucleotides. RefSeq names its product ditrans,polycis-polyprenyl diphosphate synthase (gene NUS1). Bases 1 to 1038 code for a protein of 345 amino acids. The record is from RefSeq and is a predicted model, not a curated record. The transcript has a single exon. NCBI's taxonomy places the organism in Eukaryota, Fungi, Ascomycota, Saccharomycetes, Saccharomycetales, Saccharomycetaceae. Gene Ontology annotation, molecular function: ditrans,polycis-polyprenyl diphosphate synthase [(2E,6E)-farnesyl diphosphate specific] activity. Gene Ontology annotation, cellular component: endoplasmic reticulum membrane; dehydrodolichyl diphosphate synthase complex.